Molecule: messenger RNA, 2801 nt
Organism: Cynara cardunculus var. scolymus (artichoke)
Lineage: Eukaryota; Viridiplantae; Streptophyta; Magnoliopsida; Asterales; Asteraceae
Product: heterogeneous nuclear ribonucleoprotein Q-like
Exons: 11
Coding region: 252-2588 (778 amino acids)
Cellular component (GO): nucleus
Molecular function (GO): mRNA binding
Source: RefSeq, a predicted model, not a curated record
CCACCGCAGCGCAACCGCUAACCACCACACGAUACGGUCGGAGCUCGAUUAUGCAAACAGUGUGACGCUUAAUCGUCUGCCUUGGCCUCCUAGACGAACAAUCCCAAUCGCCGGAGAACCGUUUCUCUCCGAAUUGACUCACUGCCAAAAAUACCGGCAGCUGACGAUUGUUCGUGCAACUCCAAACGCGAUACUACAGCCACUGCCAUAGAAAAGUGAACCCAAAGGAAGAAAUUGGAAAUUUCAAGAAAAUGAAAACCCGAGCCAAAGAAACCGAAAGAGUUGAGAUUGAAUCCGACAAGACGGUAUUAGCCUCAGCUGAGAAAACCCUAGGUGAGAAAACUGAGAAAGUGGGAACUACAACUCCGGUGAAGAAGAAAGUGAGGGUUGUGAAGAAGAUCGUGAAGAAAAAGGUUAUUAAAAAGGUACCAAAACGUGUAUCAGUUACACCCAAUUGUAAUGAUUUAGAAAACGUUGCAAGCCCUAACACUAACGAUAACGCUCCUAUGGAAAUUGAAAAACCUAAUGUUGAUGAUGACGACUUAAGGGAAGCUGAGAAUUUGAAGGAGUUUGAGGUUAAUGAUAGGGAAAAGGGCGUUCGUUUGGUUGAAACCAACAAUUCUUGCAGGGAUGAAUGCGAGGGAUCUGGGUUGCUAACUGGAUCCCUGUUGGGUGAUCAGAACAAAACUGAAAUGUACGAUAGAGAGCAUGAUAUUAACACCAUGGAUAUAGAAGAACAUGAAGGUGAGGUGGGUGUGAAGGAGCAGGCUGAGAAGAGUUCAGAAAUGGAUGAUGGGGUAAGUAAAGGCACAGAAGAAGACGAAAGUGAAAAGAAGGAGGCUGAGACCAGUGAAUGUGUUCCUGUGAAAAUUGAAGUUGGUUUAAGUAAGGGGGAAGAUGGUAUGAAGGAGCAGGUAGAGAAGAGAAAGCAUAUUGAUUUGAAACCCAGUGACAUUGUUGAGGAUCAGGAGGGAGUGAAGGAGGUGUUUGAGAAUAGUGAAACUGAUAGUUUAAGAGCAGAACAAGGUGUAAGUGAGAGAAGGGUAUUGAGUGGACAAAUGGUAGCAUCGGGGUGGCAUAUGAAGCAGAGGACCAAGAUUUUCAUCCAUGGAUUGGACAAAGAAACAAAGGAAGAAGAUAUUAGAAAAGUUUUUGAAGAGGUCGGCGAGGUUGUUGAAGUGAAAAUAAUAACCAAUCUCAAAACGGGCAAAAGCAGGGGGUUUGGCUUUAUCAGAUAUGCUUCAGAAGGCCAUGCUAAAUUGGCUCUCAUGAAAUACCACAAUGUUGAGAUCUGUGGAAGACCAUGUCGCACAGCCGCUGUUGAAGGGAGUGGUACUAUCUUACUCAAUAAUAUUGAUAAGAAGUGGAAAAGUGAAUAUGUCCUUGCAUUGUUGCAGAAAAUCGGCAUCGAGAAAAUAGACGAAGUCUCAGUUGUAGCUGACCCUGAGAACACCGAGCUCAAUCGUGGUUUUGCCUUUCUUGAACUUCAAACAAAGAGGGAUGCUCAAAUAGCUUACUCUAAACUUCAAAACAAAAAUGUUUUUGGGAAGCACUCCAAGAUAAAAGUUGAAUGGGCUGAGCUCUUAGCUGAUCCAGUUGAAGAAGAGAUGCAUCAUAUCAAAUCUGUUUAUGCUGAACAUAUACCUUCCUCUUGGGAUGAAGAGGAAGUGAAAGACCAUUUCAGAAUCUUUGGUGAAAUCGAAAGCAUUGCUCUUUCUAAAAAUCUCCGUUCAACUAAGAGAAGCGACUUUGCAUUUAUCAAUUACAAGACAUGUGAAGCUGCUCUUUCGUGUAUAGAGACAUUCACUAGCAAACAAUCAACCAACGAUGAUGGCUCAAAGGCUGGCGUGAAAGUUUCUCUUGCCAAGUCAAUCCCAAAAGGCAAGCCAAUCAAGACCAUCUCAGAAUCUGCUGCUAACGAGCCUUCCAAGGUUAAGCAAAAAGCAAACCAGAGUAGAUCUGUCUACAAACCACACAAACCUAUAAACACGAGAGUGUCGAGCAUUAGCAGACAUGAAGAUGCUGGUAAAGGUGGAGGAUCUUCUACUACUGCUGAACUUGUACGUCUUUUAAGGGAGCAGGCCUCAUGGAAGCAUGGUGGACCAAGUCCAACCACAGGCAUGAGCACUGUUCAUCGUCAACCCCCAUCCGGAGGGAAGGAACCGUUUAUAGAACUGGGAAGGGAAUCAUUAUAUCAUCAUGAUCCUCGAACAUACCACCAAACUCGUCUUGAAAUUCCCAGUGCUGCACAUCCCAGAUCGAUAGCCAAUUCCGUUGCCAUGACAUCCUUCCCUCGUUAUGAUCAGCAACGUGUUAAUCAUGCACCUGGAUCAUUCGUUCGGGUUGAAGCUAAUCCUAGGUAUUUCCAGAUUUACAGGACACGCCGGCUGCUAAGGAAACGUCACCUAAGGAGGCUGUCGUAUUCAUCUGGGAACAGAAUUCUGAUGCACGAAUGCGAAACAGACGAUUUUACUGGACUUACCAAAACAAAUCUGUUUUCCAGUUGGAAACUACAUUUUCAGCCUUUUGUAAAUUGCAGAAAAGCGUUCUCGAGACAAUUUGUUCAAUGUUAUGCAUAUAAAUCUUGAAUGUUGCUGCGAGUAAUGCGAAGCCAAACAUCAUAUUUCGGCUUUUUGGGAGCGAAUUAUAUGAUCGAAUUCAAUGGUGGUCGUGGGGUUAAGCAUAGAAAUCUGUCUACUUUUUGUAAAAUUCAAGAAAAAUAAUGGGUGUAAGAUUGUUGGUUAUAUGUUUUGUAAAUUAGAAAUCUGAUAUGAAUGAGGUGGUGUUUGUUUUUAACUUAA